CGGGCAAGAGAGAGAAGGUAUAAAGUAUUACUUGUGCCCAAUAGCACUUCUAUGGACUUCUGCAAGCAUUCAAGCUGUUCUGCUCUUCAGGAUGAACUUCCUCCUCCUUGGAUUUCUCUCAACCGUUUCCGUCCUUCAACCAUAUUUCAAUGCUGUUCAAGCAGAUUCUUAUCCAUCGUAUCCUCUCGAUGCAGUAGAUAAAUUAGCGACAGAAGGUCUUGCGAAGCUUGCGGCAUAUCAAGCCAUGCAUGAUCCGAAUAACACUUGCACGGUUGAAACGGUAUAAAACGCCGUGAAUGGUAAGGUUUGAGUGACUCCCGAGUAUCCAAAGCUCUAAACUUUUGCAGGAGUGACCUUUCAGGAGCGCAUCGAACCGCGUAUAUAAAUGCCGUACUUGCCUGCAGUCCAAAGAAUCUAUCACGCCUCCUGAGCUUGUUCCAGGUGCUCGAAGUCGCUAUGAUGAUUUUGUUGCCACGCAUAUGAAUCUGACUUAUAUCAUCCAUAGAACAGUAGGUACAAGCUAGAGCUGAAGUCGUUGUGAUAUCAUCUAAUGACAUAGGGAAAUUUCUUGGCCUGGCAUAGGUAUUAUAUCUAUACAUAUGAAAAAGCACCUCGUGAAGAAUGCGGCUACGAAGGAUAUCAGCGCGUGAGUCUUCAAGUCAUUUAUUUCCAUAAUUCAUUCGCACACUCUGCUACAGAUCGCAAGUCUCGAGUUCUCACGUGUUCUAUUUUUCGGCUUCCUCACUACCACACCACUAACCAACCUCAGUAUUGGAACUGGGGAAGAUAUGCUGACGAUCCAAUACACUCCCCGCUGUUCGAUGGAAGUCCAACUAGCAUGAUUGGCAAUGGCUUAUACUACAACCAUACUGGUGUUCCUAUUGCCGGUGCACCGCCGCCAUUCAACAUGAUUCCACCUGGCGUUGGUGGAGGAUGUGUAACUACAGGACCAUUCAAAAAGUACAAUUCUCGCUUCAUUCUCCUGUCUAGAGCACCAUCAACUUGCUAAAUUACGUUGUAGUAUGACUGUUCAUCUUGGUCCACUUUCUGCGACAAUCUCAGGCACACCGGUGAACCCACAAGCCGACGGGUUCGGCUACAAUCCACGAUGUCUACGCCGCGACGUGAACGUUCAUAGCGCUGCUUUUACGAAAACCAACUAUACCCACGACCUCGUAACGAAUCCUUCAAAUGCAGAUAUAUAUUGGCUUCAGGCUGUCAUGCAAGGCUUGUUCAGUAUAGGGCAGUGGGGUGUUCAUACAGGUGGUCAUUUUAUUAUAGGGGGCGACCCAGGCGGGGUAAGUGAAUCUCUCUGUGAGAACAAGGCCCUCUCCACAGAAUCAAAAGUGUUAAUCAAUGUGCGUAGGACUUUUUCGCCUCUUCGGGUGACCCAGCUUUCUUUCUUCACCACGGCAUGAUAAACAGGGUUUGGUGGAUAUGGCAAAUCCAGGAUUUGUUAAAGAGACAGAGUGCUAUUUCAGGAACAAUUACUUUGAAUAAUGUUCCUCCUAGCAGAAACACUACGCUGGAAGAUCUACAAGAUAUUGCAUAUAAUGCAGGUCCUGUGCCGUUGAAAGAUUUGAUGAGUACACUGGGCGGGUUGAAUGGAGAGAUGUACUACAUCUAUGCAUAAUUCGAGAUGAGGAUUAGGCACUUCUCCAAUAUCGAAGAGCUUAAUAGUUUACUCUGAAGUUUGAUAA
This is a messenger RNA of Sclerotinia trifoliorum, 1700 nucleotides long. Lineage: Eukaryota; Fungi; Ascomycota; Leotiomycetes; Helotiales; Sclerotiniaceae. The record is from the annotation of a GenBank genome assembly.